Molecule: messenger RNA, 1090 nt
Organism: Pseudovirgaria hyperparasitica
Lineage: Eukaryota; Fungi; Ascomycota; Dothideomycetes; Acrospermales; Acrospermaceae
Exons: 1
Coding region: 470-1006 (178 amino acids)
Source: RefSeq, a predicted model, not a curated record
CGAUAGUAUCAGCGCGGCGCGGGAAGGUGACGAGGUCCACGACGGUAUUAUUGUGGCUCCGCCAUGAGCUCUCUCAGAUCACAACCUCUCAAGCUCGAGACUCCAGCGAGCAAGACCAAUAUGAGUCAAUUCUAUGUCAGUAACUGUGACUACCACAGUAGCCUAAACACUUACUUUUCAGUUCGGCGACGACUCAAGCUCCAAUUCAGACAACGACUCCUUCGACUCCCUGCCCUAUCCUCAGCCGCUCCCACGCUCCGACUUUCUACAGCCUAAUUUCUCUGCUGCAGCGUAUUUGGGCUCGCUCCAGAAUCGACAUCAGACACUCGAAGACCUCCGAACUGAGCUCCGCACACGCAGCCAGCAGCUCAAUCAGCAACUACUCGACCUGGUCAAUUCAAAUUACCAAGAGUUUCUAGGACUGGGUAGCAGUCUGAAAGGCGGCGGUGAAAGGGUAGAGGAGGUUAGAAUGGGGCUGCUGGGGUUCGAAAAAGAUAUUGAGGCUGUUAAAAAGAGUGUCCAGGAGAAGAAGAGCCAGGUCGAGGAGGCAUUAGACGAGAGGAGGAGAGUUGGGAGAUACAUGCAAGUCGGAAAAGCCCUUCUAGAAUAUCAUGAGAGAUUAUUAGAGCUGGAGCGACGCCUGUUAGUUAAUUCGGAGGAAAAGAACCAAGACGAUGAGAGCGAGAGUGAAGAAUCCAGCGAGGACGAAGAUGAUGAUACUGCUCUCAUGAGCUUGUGGAGAUUACGAAGACAUGUACGACAAUAUUUAGUGCUGAGGGAAAUCUCCACACAACUAGGUGUGGACCAUCCCUUCUUGGUCGCGCAAGAGGCACGGAUACUCAAAGUUCGGUAUACCCUUCUGCUUGAUUUGAGUACAGCCUUGAAACAGGCUCAAGCCACAGGGAGGUCUGCUGACGCGCGAGUGCUGUCUGUCAUGUCAGUGUAUAGAGACAUGGAUGAAGGUGGCGAAGCAGUGAAAGUGUUCCAAUCCUUACCGAAAGCAUGAGUAGCUGCGUUCAUAGCAUAGCGUGGGCGUUAGGCAGAACAAUGAUGCUAAUACAAAUGAAUGAAGUCUUUAUAUUCCAUGCCU